CGCCCCAGUGCCCGCCGCCCGCGCGCCCGCCCGCUCAGCCCAAUGCUCCUCUUCGGGCUCCUGCUGCUGACAUCCGCCCUGGCCGGCCAGAGACCCGGGACCCGGGCUGAGUCCAGCCUGAGCAGCAAGCUCCAGCUCGCCAGCACCAAGGAGCAGAACGGAGUACAAGAUCCCCAGCAUGAGAGAAUUAUUAGUGUGUCUACUAAUGGAAGUAUUCACAGCCCGAGGUUUCCUCAUACUUAUCCAAGAAAUAUGGUCUUGGUCUGGAGAUUAGUAGCAGUAGAGGAAAAUGUGUGGAUACAGCUCACAUUUGAUGAGAGAUUUGGGCUUGAAGACCCAGAAGAUGACAUAUGCAAGUAUGAUUUUGUAGAGGUUGAGGAACCCAGCGAUGGAGCCGUAUUAGGGCGCUGGUGUGGGUCUGGCACUGUGCCGGGAAAGCAGAUUUCUAAAGGCAAUCAGAUCAGGAUACGGUUUGUGUCUGAUGAAUAUUUUCCUUCGGAACCCGGGUUCUGCAUCCACUAUAACAUUGUCAUGCCACAGUUGACAGAAACUGUGAGUCCUUCCGUGCUACCCGCUGCAGCUUUGCCGCUGGACCUGCUUAACAAUGCUGUCACUGCCUUUAGCACCUUGGAAGAUCUUAUUCGGUAUCUUGAACCAGAUAGAUGGCAGCUGGACUUAGAAGAUCUAUACAGGCCCACUUGGCAGCUGCUGGGCAAGGCUUUUGUGUUUGGAAGAAAAUCCAGAGUGCUGGGCCUGAACCUGCUCAAGGAAGAGGUGCGGCUCUAUAGCUGCACGCCUCGCAACUUCUCCGUGUCCAUCCGGGAGGAGCUCAAGAGGACCGACACCGUCUUCUGGCCGGGCUGUCUCCUGGUGAAGCGCUGCGGCGGGAACUGCGCGUGCUGCCUGCACACCUGCAGCGAGUGUCAGUGUGUCCCCAGCAAAGUCACCAAGAAGUAUCAUGAGGUCCUUCAGUUGAGACCCAAGACGGGAGUCCGGGGGCUGCAUAAGUCGCUCACGGACGUGGCCCUGGAGCACCACGAAGAGUGUGACUGCGUGUGCAGGGGGAACCCCGGGGGAUAA
Messenger RNA from Lipotes vexillifer (Yangtze River dolphin), 1080 nucleotides. RefSeq names its product platelet derived growth factor C (gene PDGFC). NCBI's taxonomy places the organism in Eukaryota, Metazoa, Chordata, Mammalia, Artiodactyla, Lipotidae. The record is from RefSeq and is a predicted model, not a curated record. The coding region runs from base 43 to 1080 and encodes 345 amino acids. Gene Ontology annotation, molecular function: growth factor activity; platelet-derived growth factor receptor binding. Gene Ontology annotation, biological process: positive regulation of cell population proliferation; positive regulation of ERK1 and ERK2 cascade; positive regulation of protein autophosphorylation. The transcript has 6 exons. Gene Ontology annotation, cellular component: membrane.